Messenger RNA from Saccoglossus kowalevskii, 1960 nucleotides. RefSeq names its product nicotinate-nucleotide pyrophosphorylase [carboxylating]-like. NCBI's taxonomy places the organism in Eukaryota, Metazoa, Hemichordata, Enteropneusta, Harrimaniidae. Gene Ontology annotation, cellular component: cytoplasm. Gene Ontology annotation, molecular function: nicotinate-nucleotide diphosphorylase (carboxylating) activity. Gene Ontology annotation, biological process: NAD+ biosynthetic process; quinolinate catabolic process. The record is from RefSeq and is a predicted model, not a curated record.
GCGUCUUUCGUCUUGUUAUUUUUCUGCGACUCGGUGUACGGUCAAUAAAGUCAAUUUGUUAUGACCACCGUCAUCAUUUCACAGCGCAAAUAGGUUCUGGUCAUUGUUUGGAAGUAAAUAAACAUACCAGGUUCAACGUAAUAAAAAGAUGUCGAGCGUUACGGGAUAUAAGCCACAAAUAUCUCAUCUUAUCCACCCAACCAAUCUGAAAACCCUGGUGAGGCAGUGGCUCAACGAAGACACCCCGUCAUUUGAUUAUAGCGGAUUUGUCGUUGGAGAACGUCAAGAAUCGGCUGUACUACUAUGCAAAUCACCUGGCGUUUUGGCAGGUGUGCCUUUCUUCACUGCCAUAUUUGAAGAACUUGACUGCAACAUUGAGUGGUUAGUUGAAGAAGGGUCAUUACUAGAACCAGUUUGCCAAAUUGCAAUUAUUACAGGAAAAGUGAAGAACCUUCUACUUGGUGAACGGGUAGCAUUGAACUGCAUCACUAGGGCAAGUGGGAUUGCCAGCUAUGCCAGGCAAAUGAACACUAUAGCUAAACAUGCUGAAUGGCAUGGAGAAGUUGCAGGAACUAGGAAAACUACACCUGGCUUCAGACUUGUUGAAAAAUAUUCUCUGUUGGUGGGUGGAAUGUCAACACAUCGAUACGAUUUGUCAUCAAUGAUUAUGUUAAAAGAUAACCAUAUAUGGACUGCUGGAAAUAUAAGCCAGGCAGUGAAAGAUGCAAAGAAAGUUGGUGGUUUCUCAACCAAAAUUGAGGUUGAAUGUCGGAGUGUUUCUGAGGCAACAGAGGCUGCAACUGCAGGAUGUGACAUCGUUAUGUUGGAUAAUUUCACUCCACAGGCAGUUCAUGUGGCAGCCAAGCAACUGAAGGACAAAUUUCCAUACCUGAUAAUUGAGGCAAGUGGAGGUAUCAAUGAAGAAAACAUAACACAGUACAUGGGUACUAAUAUUGAUGUGUUAUCAAUUGGUAAAUCAACACAGGGUUAUAACACUGUAGAUUUCUCAUUCAAGAUCCAGAAGGAAGGACGUAAUCCACAUAAUCCAACAGUUUCAAAUCCAAACAAGUCAACAUAAUAUUUAGCAGUCUGAAAAAAAAAAUGGUUUCUGUGAUAUGUAAAACAGGGUUUAAACAAUAUGAAAAAGAUAACACUGCCAUUUAUAAAGUGAAUGAGGGAAAUUAUGUAUAGACUACUGGGGUAUAUUAAUAUACAAUACAUGCCGGCUGGUGAGUUUUGGCUUUUGAAAACUAGAAAUGAUAGAAAGUGCCCCAAUUUGAUGUUUGCUGAACAACCAACAUACAAUCAUUUAGCAUUUCUGUCCCUUGAUCAACUGCAAAAUGAUUUAGUUAAUUAAUAUGCAAAUUAGCUAAUUAAAAUAUGCAGUUUUAUUUACAGUAUGAUAAUUCAAAUUCAAAGCCAACAGUUAUCAAUAAAACAUGCUGGAAGUUGCAAUUAGUAUGCAAAUUAGCUAAUUAUUAUGCAUAGAUUUUUAUCAAAAUCUAAUAAGGUCUGGAGUAAUUCUUGAACAAUAUUUGACACAUCCAUUCAUCCAUUCUUCAUCUAAAUAUUAGGACAUUAGCCUACCUUGUGUCAGCACAUGAGAGCCAAAAAGCCAAACACAUCUGUUGGAACUAUGGUACUUCAAUGGUGAGAUCAAUCAAUUGCUCUAAAAUAUCACUCUAUAGUAAUAUUCAAUGAUCAGUCAAUAUAGAAAUGCAUAAUUAAUAACAAUGCAAAAAAUAGUGUCAAAACCAAAUAUCAAUAACAUAAUAAUUAGCAAAUCUAUAUUCAAUAAAAAAAAAACAACAGUAUAACAGGGUUUAGCAUCACUGCCAUUCAGUACGUAUGUAUGUACUACUCUCGUAUACAAUUAUUACUGAAGGAGCAUCUGGGUUUAUAAAUUGUCUAUUUCUUUUGAUGGACUAUGUUGUGCAUAAUAAAACCUCUAAUUACUUAA